Molecule: messenger RNA, 3166 nt
Organism: Puntigrus tetrazona (Sumatra barb)
Lineage: Eukaryota; Metazoa; Chordata; Actinopteri; Cypriniformes; Cyprinidae
Product: tripartite motif-containing protein 16-like
Exons: 8
Molecular function (GO): protein binding; zinc ion binding
Source: RefSeq, a predicted model, not a curated record
GCUACAGAUUAAUUCAAAUUUAAAAAUAAGGUUUUUUUUUUUGCAAAACAUCCCUUUAUCUUGCAAUUUUUUUCUUCUCACUAAAAAACGAAAACAUAAUAGCGACUUCUCGUCUCUCGAAUCGUAUUUUUUUCACAGCAGUUGCAAUUCGCCGUUUAUUCUUUAUUCUAACUUUUCCCUUUUUCAAGUCACUUUUGGUCAGUUUUAAUGCAUCCUUCCGGAAUACAAAGUAUGCAUUUCUUCGAAAAGUCAAAUCGAACGUAACGUUUAAUCAACGUUCCACCAUCGUUUCCUAUCAACUGUGCGUCUCUUCAGCGGCUCUCUUAGAUGUUCCGGCGCAUGCGGCCCUGUUUAAAACCGUGUUUCUUCGACUCGGCAGCUGCUUCCAAUCCGACGGCAUUCGCUUCCCCGAGCCCCGUUUCCAAAUGUUGAACGAGGGCGGGCAGGUUCACGCAGACCUCUCUGUUCAAAGCCGCCCUGUUCUCCGUCAAACACUGCGUGGCAGCAUCAAACGCGCUGGCCGCUCAGAUAUGUUUGUGUUUUUCCAGCAGCUUUGCGGGAGGAUAAUUGGGGGCAGGCUUCUGCAAAGCUGCCGGAUGUGUGGAGCAUUUCUCUUCCCGGCUGUUUCUGGGCGGGGUCGAGUGUAAAAGGCUCCUCCUCUCCGUCGCUGGAGGCCCUGAGUCAUUCGGGGCCCCGGUAAUAAACAUCGCACCCACGCGUGAUAUCUGGCCCCUGCUUGUUGAAUUUUGCGUGUUGUGAUGUUGGUCGGACUCGUCUCGCUCGGGCCGGUGCCAGUGCUUUUGUUUUCCCCGAGCCGAGGAGGGUCAGCGGCUGGUCAGGUCCAAAUGAAAAAAUAGCUGGCAGGAGCUCAAAUCCUCAAAGCCUUUGACUGUUUCUCCCGCAACGAGAGCCAGAUCUGUAGAGCGGCUGCUGAAGUCUGGAUUGAUGGUAACUGGAUUAAUCUGCUCAGAUGUCUCGUUUGGCUCCACCCGGGCGGCUUUCCGAAAAGACGUGAUUUUGGAGAUCCUUUAGGACGCGUUAUAGCUACAUGUUUACCAUCAGAAGCAUGAAGCAACGGCUGUUUAAGAGUAGAUUUGUGCAUCAUUAUGGCGUCCAGCAACAUGCUUCCUGUUUCCGAACCCGAGUCAAAUGCUUGAGAUGCUUCAGGUUCCAGUACGUUGAGACUGAUGUACACUCGCCCGUCACAUUGUCCACAUUUUUAGAGUAAGUCACACCCCUGCUUCCUCGAACAUGGCAUAUAAAAAGCGGUACGGUAUAAACUGGGCCCAGUGCGGAGAAAAUGGCAAAAGCCAGAAUUUCGGUGGCUGAGGACCAGUUCGUCUGCUCGGUUUGUCUGGAUCUCCUCGUGGAUCCGGUGACCAUUCCCUGUGGACACAGUUACUGCAUGAACUGUAUUGCAAGCCACUGGAACGAGCAGGAUCGGACGGGGAGCUACAGCUGUCCUCAGUGCCGAGGGGCCUUCACGCCGAGACCCGCUUUAGGCAAGAACGUGAUGAUCGCCGAAAUGGUGGAGAAACUGAAGAAGAGCGAGCUUCGGGAUGCCGGAGGCGGUGAUGUGAAGUGCGACAUCUGCACCGGGCGGAAAGACAAGGCGGUCAAGUUCUGUCUGGUGUGUCUGAACUCUUACUGUGCCGCUCAUUUUGGGCGUCAUGAGGAGCUCCACUCGGGAAAGCGACACAAAGCGAUCGAUGCCAGCGGACGACUGAAGCAGAUGACCUGCCCUAAACACGAUAAGACUCUGGAGGUUUUCUGUCGCACCGACAAGAAAUGUAUCUGCAUUCUUUGUGUGAUGGACGAACACAGGAACCACGAGACCGUAUCAGCCGCGGAAGAGAGGACUAAGGUGCAGGGUCAUUUGAGGGCGAUGCAGAGAACGAUCCAGCAGAGAAUCCAGAAGAAAGAGAUGCAGCGUCAGGAACUGAGAGACGCUGUGGAGUCUCAGAAGAGAUCCGCACAGGCAGCGGUGGAGGACAGUGAGAAGAUCUUCUCUGAUCUCGUUCGCUCGAUUGAGAGAAGCCGCUCUGAGGUGACGCAGCUGAUCAGAGCUCAGGAGCGAGCUUCAGUGAGUCGAGCCCAAGAACGACUGGAGCAACUGAAGCAGGAGAUCGCGGAGCUGAGGAGGAACAAGGCCGAAGUGGAGCAGCUUACAGACACGGACAACCACGUGCAUUUGCUCCAGAAUUUCCAGUCCCUCGCCUCUCUCUCCUUAUCCUCAAAAUUACCCAGAAUCAUCAUCGGUUCCGUCCUCUCUUUCGAUGAAGUUGUGAAAUCUGUCUCUAAAAUCAGAGACCAACUAAAUCAAUACUGCAGAGGGGUGAUCAACAACAUAUCCGGCGCAGGUAAAUGACCAAGCAUUCAUCUAUUCAUUCGUGAAACACAUUCAGAUCGUCCUCGCCCCGAUUUUGAGACCAGAGACGAAUACCUGGGAUAUUUCCAUCAAUUCACUUUGGAUCCGAACACAACUAAUAAAAACAUCGGUCUCUCUGAUAAGAGCAGGACGAUUACCGGCACGCUUGCGGACCAGCCGUAUCCUGAUCAUCCAGACAGAUUUGAUUCUGUAGUUCAGGUGUUGUGUAGAGAGAGAGUGUCUGGACGCUGUUAUUGGGAGCUUGACUGCAAUCAGGUUGAACGUUUGGGCGUAUCGGUGUCUUAUAAGAGCAUCGGUAGGAAGGGACAUGGCAACGAGUGUAAGUUUGGACGUAAUAACCAGUCCUGGAUAUUGUUGUGUUCACCACCCAAAUACACAUUCCUGCACAAUAACACGAAGACUAAACUCACCGUAGCAUCCAGCUCCUCUAGAAUAGGAGUGUAUGUGGAUCACGGCGCGGGGAUUCUGUCCUUCUACAGCGUCUCUGACACAAUGACCCUCAUUCAUAAAGUCUACACCACAUUCACACAACCUCUCUAUCCUGGUUUCUCGCUGGGAAGCAACGCAACGGUGAAGCUAUGUAACGUCCAAAAAUAAAUGAUACAGAUAUCUUUAGGGUCUGUUUUAAAGACAAAGGUAAAUAUUACAGCUUAGCUAUUAUUGCUGAUUGUAGCUUGAAUCCAAAACAAUAAUUCAAUAAUCGUUUUGUUUCAUAUUACACUUUUCUGUUGAUAUUUCAUGUGGUGAAAUAAAAACUUGUUUAUUUUUGCCCCAUGU